UACGAAUUGCUUCUUCCUGAUCAUUAUGUGUUGAUACAUACAUACAUAUAUUUAUAACUUGAGUAGUAGCAUGCUCUUGAUUUUAGAGGACAAAUCUACGCACUAAACAUGAUUGACACCGACGUGGACUGUCUAAUAGAGACAUUGAAGCAGCUCAUUGACUUCAAUUGUCCUUCACAUAUUUCCAAAAGUCAAUGGAUUCUUAAAGAGAGGGAUCGGUUCGAGUUGCUGUACAAGGAGCUAACCUCAUUAAGAACGUUUCUUUCUUAUUCGGAGGAGACUCGUUACACAGUCCCGAAAGUGAAAGCUUUGGUUAUAAGGAUCAUAGAUGUAGCAAGCAAGGUAGAAGAUAUGGUUGAUUCAUUUGUUUCUACUUUUGCAGUUAAGAAUCCAAAAGAUUUUAACCAAGAUCCGUGUUUGGAUCUUGACGACGUAAAUCAUGAGGCGCCGAAUGUCUUGAAAGAUGAAGGAAGUUCAUCAAGAGUGCAUAUUGCAGUACCUAGUGAAGAUAAUAUUGUUCGGUUUCAUGAUGGUUUUGGCGGUAUCAUGCUAGAGAUCCAAGUCAUCAAAGGAGAGAUGGAAUCUGCAAAUCAUGCGGCGCCGAAUGUCUUGAAAGAUGAAGGAAGUGCUUCAAGAGUGAAUGUCACAGUACCUAAAGAAGAUAAGAUUGUUGGGUUUGAUGUUGAUUUUGACCAAGAUCCUUGUUUCGAUUUUGACGGUAUCAUGCAAGAGAUCCAAGCCAUCAAAGGAGAGAUGGAAUUUGCAAAUCAUGAGGCGCCGAAUGUCUUGAAAGAUGAAGGAAGUUCAUCAAGAGUGAAUAUUGCAGUACCUAAAGAAGAUAAGAUUGUUGGGUUUGGUGUUGAAACAAGAGAAAUAUUGGAUAGACUUGUUGGCGAUCAAAAGAAACUAGACAUCAUCUCCAUUGUUGGGAUGGGAGGCCUUGGGAAGACCACUCUGGCAAAGAGAGCUUAUUAUGAUAGUUAUGUAACAUACCACUUUUAUAUUCGCGGUUGGGUUACGGUUUCUCAAACAUAUCAAAAGCUGGAUUUGUUGUUGAGUCUUUGUAAUUCUCUUUCCAUCGAGCCUGGAGCUGGAGAAAAGAACAUCGGAAAGUUGUGUGAAUUGAUUUACAAACGAUUAAAAGGUAAACGUUAUCUUAUUGUUAUUGAUGAUAUAUGGAGUGCAGAGGCCUGGAAUGAAAUACGGAUCUGUUUCCCUGAUGACAAUCUUGGAAGCAGAAUUUUAGUAACCAGUCGGCUUAUGAACGUUGCCUCAAACAUCAAACAAGACAGCCCGAUUCACAGGCUUCGUUUUUUAACCGUGGAGGAAAGCUGGGAUCUGUUGCGACAUAAAGUUUUUGCAGAGGAUGGUACUUGCCCUACAAAUCUACAGGAAACUGGGAAGCAAAUUGCUGAAAGAUGUAGAGGCCUGCCACUUGCGAUUCUUGUAAUAUCCGGGCUUCUUGCAAAGACUGAGAAAUCAGUCGAGUUCUGGACUCAAGUUUUAGAUAGUAUAGGUUCUUAUAUUGUUAGUGAUUCAGAACAAUGCAUGAACACAUUAUCAUUAAGUUACAAUCACCUGCCACGACACUUGAAAUCAUGCUUUCUUUAUUUUGGAGCAUUUAAGGAAGACUUUGAGAUUAAUGUCAGAAAGCUGAUGUGGCUGUGGGUUGCAGAGGCUUUUGUAAAACCAGGUACAGAAAAUGUAGCAGAGGAGUAUUUGGUAGAUCUUAUUGAUAGAAGUCUGGUGAUGGUUGACCAAAAAAAGGUCAGACGGGGGCGUGAAAGUGUGUCGCGUGCAUGAUCUUUUGCAUGAUCUGUGUUUAAAAAAAUCCAAAGAAGAGAAAUUUCUGAGCGAAAUAAAAGGCGAGCCUUUUUUAGGGCCGGGUUUUUCUACUAACUCAACGGAUCGGCGUUCAUUUAUCAAUCAUAAUCAUACUCAUGUGUUAGACUAUGUUUUCUCGAAA
Molecule: messenger RNA, 1966 nt
Organism: Helianthus annuus (common sunflower)
Lineage: Eukaryota; Viridiplantae; Streptophyta; Magnoliopsida; Asterales; Asteraceae
Product: putative late blight resistance protein homolog R1B-17
Exons: 2
Coding region: 109-1803 (564 amino acids)
Biological process (GO): defense response to other organism
Molecular function (GO): ADP binding
Source: RefSeq, a predicted model, not a curated record